This is a messenger RNA of Rhincodon typus (whale shark), 4086 nucleotides long. RefSeq names its product zinc-binding protein A33-like. The record is from RefSeq and is a predicted model, not a curated record. NCBI's taxonomy places the organism in Eukaryota, Metazoa, Chordata, Chondrichthyes, Orectolobiformes, Rhincodontidae. Gene Ontology annotation, molecular function: ubiquitin-protein transferase activity; protein binding; zinc ion binding. Bases 190 to 3318 code for a protein of 1042 amino acids. The transcript is spliced from 14 exons. Gene Ontology annotation, biological process: protein ubiquitination.
ACAGAAUGCGUUCACCAGCCGAGGAACAUUCAAAUUUCGAGGAGGAUAAUGUAGUAAAGCCUGCGAGUGACGCACACUGGUCUGACGAGUUUUUUUUUACAUACGUCAGGGCAGUUCUUCAGUACGUCCAGUAAAUUCGUUGCCAAGUUUCAGUGAAAACAGGUGGAAUCAGGAAAUACCGAAUUGAAAAUGGCUUCCGGGCGGCAGCUCCAGAGUUUGAUAGAUCAGACAAUUUGUCCAAUUUGUCUGGAUUUCUUCACCGAUCCGGUUACGCUGGGUUGUGGGCACAACUUCUGCCGCACCUGUAUCAUCCAGAGUUGGGAAAACAAGGAGAUAAACUCCUGCCCGGAAUGUAGAGCGGAGUUUCCAGAAAGAACCCUCAGCGUAAAUCGGGCCUUGGCGAAUCUGACCGAGGAGGCUCAAAAAUUAAAGUUUAUUCCGAAAGAAGAGGAAAGUAAAAAUUAUUGUGAGAAACAUCAGGAAGAUCUGAAACUAUUUUGUGAAACCGACAAGAAAUUGAUAUGUCUAAAUUGUAAAAUUUCGCAAGAGCACAAAGGGCACCGCUUCAUCCCGAUUAAACAAGUGUUUGAAAUCUACAAGGAUCAGCUGAAAUCUUCCUUAGAUUCUCUCAUAGAGAAGAAAUCUGCGGUUCUAGAAAAGGAACUGAAUCAGAAACAGAAGAUUUCUGAAGUUAGGGAACAGGCGAGCAGUCUGCAGGCCCACAUCACAUCCGAGUUCACUAAAAUGCACCAGAUUCUCACUGAGAAAGAGCAGCGUUUACUCCGAGAUCUCAGGGAAGACGAGAAGAGGAUUCUAGACACAAUGGAGAAAAAUCUCCUGGAGAUUCAGGACAAAUUAAAUUCAAUUGAGGAGAAACUCUCAAAGAUACAAAAGCAGAUGAAGCAAAAAGACGAAGUGAUAUUUUUGCAGGAAUCAGCUUGUCGGAAAAGAAGGAUUAGUGAUGAGCAUCACCAACUCUCAAAUGCGGAUUUAGUCCUAUCUCUUGGAAAGUAUACCGGGCCUUUACAGUACAUGACAUGGAGAGAAAUGAUAAACGUCAUUCACCCAGUUCCAGCCUCUCUGACUCUGGAUCCGAACACAGCGAAUACCCAGCUCGUCCUGUCUGAGGACCGGACCAGUGUGAGUCUCGGAGACAAACCGCAGCCCCUCCCUGACUCCCCGGAGAGGUUUGAUCCCUGGUUCUGUGUCCUCGGAUCAGAGGGAUUCACAUCAGGGAGACAUUACUGGGAGGUUCAGGUGGGGGAGAAGAUCCGUUGGGCCCUGGGAGUGGCCCGGGAGUCUUUGGAGAGGAAAAGGGGAAUCUACCCAAGCCCGGAAUCCGGUCACUGGAUUGUGAGGCUCAGUCCCGGAAGUGGUUAUUUUGCCGCCACGAUCCCCUCACGAACCCACCUCUCCCCUAGUGUACACCCCAAGAAGAUCGGGGUUUUCCUGGACUAUGAGGAUGGACAGGUGUCAUUUUACAAUGCGAACGACAUGUCCCAUCUUCACACUUUCACCGACACUUUCACUGAGAAGAUCUUUCCCUUCUUCUAUACGGGACCAAACGUUGACGGGAAAAACUCGGGUCCGCUGACAAUCUGCGGGAUUAAAGGCGGUACUGACCAUAAUCCUCCAAUAUUCCUGAGACAUAGGGUGUUUCAUGAAGUCCGGAGGUGGAUUAUGAUGGUGGAUGUGAGCAGAAGGUGGAAAGAUGAGGAGGCAUUUGGGGUCGAGAGGACAGAAAAAACAACACUUGAUAGUAACCAUUCUUUGAGUACUUCAGUGAUAUUCGUAGCGAAAUCGACGAACAGAAUGCGUUCACCAGCGGCGGAACAUCGUAAUGUCGAAGAGGCUAAAGUAGUAGAAUCAGGAAAUACCGAAUUGAAAAUGGCUUCCGGGGGGCAGCUCCAGAGUUUGAUAGAUCAGACAAUUUGUCCAAUUUGUCUGGAUUUCUUCACCGAUCCGGUUACGCUGGGUUGUGGGCACAACUUCUGCCGCACCUGUAUCAUCCAGAGUUGGGAAAACAAGGAGAUAAACUCCUGCCCGGAAUGUAGAGCGGAGUUUCCAGAAAGAACCCUCAGCAUAAAUCGGGCCUUGGCGAAUCUGACCGAGGAGGCUCAAAAAUUAAAGCUUAAUUCGAAAGAGGAGGAAAGUAAAACUUACUGUGAGAAACAUCAGAAAGAUCUGAAACUAUUUUGUGAAACCGACAAGAAAUUGAUAUGUCUGAAUUGUAAAGAUUCGCGAGAACACAGAGAGCACAGCUUCAUCUCGAUUCAACAAGCGUUUGAAAUCUACCAGAAUCAGCUGAAAUCUUCCUUAGAUUCUCUCACAGAGAAGAAAUCUGCGGCUCUAAAAAAGGAACUGAAUCAGAAACGGAAGAUUUCUGAAGUUAGGGAACAGGCGAGCAGUCUGCAGGUCCACAUCACAUCCGAGUUCACUAAAAUGCACCAGAUUCUCACUGAGAAAGAGCAGCGUUUACUCCGAGAUCUCAGGGAAGAAGAGGAGAGGGUUCUAGACACAAUGGAGAACAAUCUUCGGGAGAUUCAGGAAAGUUUAAAUUAUAUUGAGGUGAAACUCUCAAAGAUACAGAAGCAGAUGAAGCAACAAGAUGAAGUGAUAUUUUUGCAGGAAUCAGCUUCUCGGAAAAGAAGGAUUAGUGAUGAACAUCAGCAACUUUCACAUGUGGAUUUAGUCCUAUCUGUUGGAAAGUAUACUGGGCCUUUACAGUACAUAACAUGGAGAGAAAUGAUAAACAUCAUUCACCCAGCUCCAGCCUCUCUGACUCUGGAUCUGAACACAGCGAAUACCCAGCUCGUCCUGUCUGAGGACCGGACCAGUGUGAGUCUCGGAGACAAACCGCAGCCCCUCCCUGACUCACCGGAGAGGUUUGAUCCCUGGUUCUGUGUCUUCGGAUCAGAGGGAUUCACAUCAGGGAGACAUUACUGGGAGGUUCAGGUGGGGGAGAAGAUGCGUUGGGCUUUGGGAGUGGCCCGGGAGUCUGUGGAGAGGAAAAGGGGAAUCUACCCAAGCCCGGAAACCGGUCACUGGAUUGUGAGGCUCAGUCCCGGAAGUGGUUAUUUUGCCGCCGGGUUCCCCUCACGAACCUACCUCUCCCCUAGUGUACACCCCAAGAAGAUCGGAGUUUUCCUGGACUAUGAGGGUGGACUGGUGUCAUUUUAUAAUGCGGACGACAUGUCCCAUCUCCACACUUUCACCGACACUUUCACUGAGAAGAUCUUUCCCUUCUUCUAUACGGGACCAAACGUUGACGAGAAAAACUCGGGUCCGCUGACAAUAUGCGGGAUUAAAGAGCAUUGACAGAUCCAUCCCAUAAUUUCACCCCGUCCCCCUACCUCCUGCCAACUGAUGGGGGGAGGUCUCAGUCACAGGUGGAGAGAACAUUCUCGAAAUGGGAUUCUUCAACAAAAAAUUUUCAGAGAACCAAGGGAUUUGUUCUUUAAAACUGAAUUGACAUCUGAAUUAAACCCAAGAAGCAUAAACUCAACACAUAUUUUUGUUUUGCUGGGUAUUACUGCGCAGCUUUUAUUUGUAUGUGAUACAUUCCAAAUUAAUGGCAGGUUUUAAGUCACGUUGAAAGAGGAAACUGUCUUGAACGUCUACAUGGGGCAAGACUGUAAUGAAGACUGAUUUGACAAUCUCUGGAGAAUGUGAUAACACAGCGUGGAGUUGGAGGAACACAGCAGGUCAGGCAGCAUCAUAGGACCACGAAAGCUGACGUUUCGGUGGUGACCCUUGACCCGAAACGACUGCUUUCCUGUUCCUCUGAUGCUGCCUGGCCUGAGGUGUUCCUCUAGCUGCACACUGUGUUAUAUCAGACUCCAGCAUCGGCAGUUCUUACUAUCUCCAGAGAAUGUGACUUGUGGACUGUGCGGGUGGCAAAUGUCAUUAAUAAAUAAUGUCUAACUACAUAAAUCGAGUUCCCUUAGUGUACACCAGAGUGUUAGUAGAAUUAGAGUUACAAUUUGUCUCUGGUUUAUUGAUCUGUCAAUCACUGUCUACAUCAGUGAAGUUGUCCGAAAAUCAUGACGUAAUUAUCUAUGCUAUUAAAUCUGAUAUUGAAACACA